Oncorhynchus masou masou (cherry salmon) is the source of this 2159-nucleotide messenger RNA. RefSeq names its product E3 ubiquitin-protein ligase rnf146-like. The transcript is spliced from 3 exons. Gene Ontology annotation, cellular component: cytoplasm; nucleus. Gene Ontology annotation, molecular function: ubiquitin protein ligase activity; zinc ion binding; poly-ADP-D-ribose binding. Lineage: Eukaryota; Metazoa; Chordata; Actinopteri; Salmoniformes; Salmonidae. The record is from RefSeq and is a predicted model, not a curated record. The coding region runs from base 259 to 1380 and encodes 373 amino acids. Gene Ontology annotation, biological process: ubiquitin-dependent protein catabolic process; Wnt signaling pathway.
GUGGCGGACAGACCACGCAACGUCAUCCCGUUAGGUGUAUGAAUACACGGAAGGAGCAGGAACGUCAGUAUUUUGCUUUGUUUUGGUAGAAUAUAUUUUAGUGAUUAGCUAGCGUUUAUAGGUCGGAAACGAUCAAUAAUUUGCGAAUGAUCGAAAAACAUCACUGAGCGAUGGUCAAACGCUAUUCAUGACAGAGAGGAACUUUGAGAGAAUACAUAAUUGACCCUGAUGUCAUCCCAGUAACUUCGCUUGAGAGACAUGGCGAGCUGUGGUGAGGUAGACCACACUGUGGACUCUGUGUCCUCUAAGGUGGAAGAUGGAGGGGACGCCUGUACUGGUGACUCCCCCACCUCCCCUAAACCUUCGGCCAACCCUUUGCCGGAGUGUGCCAUCUGCCUCCAGACCUGUGUCUACCCGGUUCGCCUGCCCUGCUGCCACAUCUUCUGCUUCCUGUGCGUUAAAGGAGCCUCCUGGCACAGCAAGCGCUGUGCUCUCUGCAGACAGGAAGUACCUGAGGACUUCCUGGAGCAUCCCACCCUGCUGUCCCCAGAGGAGCUGAAGGCAGCAGCUACAGGGGGGCGAGGAGGAGCCGGGCCGAGCAACGCUGGGCGAGACACUGCCUGGUACUACGAGGGGAGGAAUGGAUGGUGGCAGUAUGACGAGAGGACCAGCCGUGAGCUGGAGGACGCCUUGGCCAAGGGCAGGAAGCGUGCCGAGAUGCUGAUUGCUGGCUUCCUAUACGUGGCUGACCUGGAGAACAUGGUGCAGUACCGCCGCAACGAGCACGGUCGCCGCCGCCGCAUGAAGCGUGACAUGGUGGACAUUCCCAAAAAGGGUGUAGCCGGACUCAGACUGGACCCUGACCCCGCCCCACCAGUAGUGGCCAUGGUAGCUGUUCUGGUCACAACAGCGACAGUGGAGCGGUCAAGCUCUGCUGACGGGGAGGAUGUGACUGGACGGUCACAGGCAGGUCGCUCAGGGGUUCUCAUCCCAGCUCCUCCUGUCAGACCCCCUACAGUCCUGGGGGCCCACCCUGCCACCCCAGCCUUCAUCUCCCUGGAAGACUCUCUGUCCCAGCUCCUCAUCAGCCAACCAGAGGGGGAAGAAGAGGAGGAUGAAGAGGUAGCUUUAAGCAUGAGCCAGGCGUACGAGUCAGCAUCUGGUAGCAGUGAGGAUGAGGAUGGUGGUGGUGAUGAGGUAGACCAGGAGAGGAGGGGACGAGAAGUAGGAGUUCGACGGAGGACCAGAUACAGACUCUUACAGCGGUGGCUCAGGGAGGUCCAGCCUGACAGACUGCCACCUGGUGGUGGGUCCUCUGGCGGAGGCCUUACUGUGCGCUCACGCAGCCCUGACGGUCAGUGCAGUGUCACUGAGGUGUGACCACAACUGGACCACUGUCUCUGCACUCAUCCCGGCUCAGCAAAAAAGCGCAUUCACUUCAUGCCCAUGGUGGUAGUGAAGAACCCAGGGGAAGAUAGCAGAUCAGCCAUUUCCAUUACAUAUACUGUUCAGUCAGGCACAUAUGCUAAUCAAUAGUUUAUAAUAAUAUGUCAGCCAGCAAGAUUAUGCAACAUUGCACACAAUGAAAUAGCCCAUACUGCUCCACUGUCUGCCACUGUAACCAUUUGCGUUGGUAAUAAAUAUUUGAAGAGAAAUGGUGAAAUGAUAAAGGUUUGAGAUUUGGAGGGGACUUAACCUUUUAAAUGUAGCAUCCCAUCUCUAACCGGAGACAAAAAAUAAUUAUUGUUUUGUUGUACAUUGUUUUUUGCUGUAAGAAAUGUAUUUUCUCAUCUCUAUUGUGUGUGUGUGUGUGUGUGCGUGCUCUUUUGUCUGUAUUGAGGUCAUAUUCCAUCUUAAUAUAAAAAGUGUGUGCUUGUGUUGUGUGUGUGAAAGGUGAUGAGAGCCUACUGGUAGAGAGGUCUUGACCCUAGAGACGAGUGACGAUUUCUAUGACUUGUUCUAGUAUUCUAUGGAAACAGUGGAUGGGAGAUGUAUUGUGAGUGUUAAUGAGUCUGUUUUGAAGUUUGAACCUAUUAUUUGAACUCUUCUGUCAACAAAGUAUUUUUGACUUAUUUAAUAUGAUUUAACAUAUGUGUGUGGUCUCAUUGUUUAACUGUGUUUUCUCAAACAAUAAAGAAAAAGUCAUGAGUUCAAUUUUA